AUGGCGGCGGCCCCGCUCUACUGUGUCUGCCGGCAGCCCUACGACGUGAGCCGGUUUAUGAUCGAGUGCGACACCUGCAAGGACUGGUUCCAUGGCAGCUGCGUACAUGUGGAAGAGCACCAAGCCGUGGAUAUUGAUGUUUACCACUGCCCCAACUGUGACGUCCUACAUGGACCCUCCCUAAUGAAAAAGCGAAAAAAUUGGCACCGCCAUGAUUACACGGAACCCGAUGGAGCCAAACCGGUGCAAGCAGGCACCCCCGUGUUUGUCAAGGAGCUGCAGAGCAGGACCUUUGCAAGCGGCGAAGAAAUCAUGACGCGCAUGCGCGGAGAGCAGGUGACUCCCAAAUUCCUGGAGCGCUCCGGCUUCCGCCAACCCAUCGUGGUCACCGAAAUGGAGGGCCUGGGCCUCAAGCUGCCACCGCCCACGUUCGGCGUGCGGAACGUGGAGCAGUACGUGGGUGGCGACAAAGUGAUCGACGUGAUCGACGUGGCGCGCCAAGCCGAUACCAAGAUGAAGCUCAGCCAGUUCAUCAAGUAUUUCACUAGCCCGCACCGGCCCAAAGUUCUCAAUCUCAUCAGUCUGGAGUUCUCCGACACCAAGAUGUCCAAACUGGUGGAAGUACCCGACGUGGCUCGGAAAAUGUCUUGGGUGGAAAACUACUGGCCCGACGACUCCUUCUUCCCCAAGCCAUUUGUGCAGAAGUACUGCCUGAUGGGCGUCAAAGACAGCUACACCGACUUCCAUAUCGACUUUGGGGGAACGUCCGUGUGGUACCACGUCCUCUGGGGCGAGAAGGUGUUCUACCUGAUCAGGCCCACGCCCGCCAACUUGGCGCUUUACGAAGCCUGGAGCUCCUCGCCCAAUCAGAGCGAGGUGUUCUUCGGGGACAAAGUGGAUAAAUGCUACAAGUGCGUGGUACCGCAGGGAACUACAUUGCUAAUCCCGACAGGUUGGAUCCACGCUGUCCUCACCUCUCAGGAUUGCAUGGCGUUCGGCGGCAACUUCCUACACAACCUCAACAUUGGCAUGCAGCUCAGGUGUUAUGAAAUGGAGCGUCGUCUGAAAACGCCCGACCUCUUCAAGUUUCCUUACUUUGAGGCCAUCUGCUGGUACGUGGCCAAGAAUCUUCUGGAAACGCUCAAGGAGCUUCGAGAAGACACGCGACCGCCUCCGACGUAUCUAACGGAAGGUGUCAAGGCUUUAAUUUGCGCACUGAAGACCUGGCUGAAGAGAGAGGUGACGCAACCCAACAGCGAGGUCCCGGAUAACAUCAGGCCAAACCAUCUCAUUAAGGAGCUCACCAAGGAAAUACGACACCUAGAGGAGGAUGGGAGCAAUGGAAUCAAGCCCCUCAAAUCUCAGGGAAGCGUUUGCGGAGGCUCCAGCGGGUGCACGUCCACCCGUGCCACGCUAGAGCGUCUGUGCCAGGCGCGGCAGGCCCGCCGCGCCGCCCGUCGCUUAAGAGAGCAGCAGCGACACAUUCCCAGGACGCCAUCUAACCUGGACAUCCUGGAGAGACACACCAGGGAGGUGCUAAAGAGGCUGGAAGUGGGACCCCUAGAGGAGGAUCCGGCGUUCUGCACCAAAGUUCGCGGGAAGCUCAACAAGGCGUCCACGGCUUCAGCGGCCGCCGCCGCGGAGUCCCUUGAAGAAAACCACCUGAGGCUCAUGCUGGUCAAUGGCAGGAUUAUACGGGACAUGAGACGGCCCGCGGCAAGCCCAAGAGCUCACAAGAGCAAGCCAGACAGAAUCAAUCGAGGCCCGCACGCCGAUGCCCAAAAAGUCGUCGCAGGAGUAGAGAGAGUGAAGAGCGAACUCGGGGAAGAAGCGUCCGGAAACUCGUGCGCGUCAGACGAGGAUUCGGACGUCGACGCGCCUACGCAGCGCAAAGCGUCGCCGCUUUCGUCGUCCUCCGACGAGGAGUCCGAGGAAGACGAGCGAAGGCAGAAAGGACACACCAUCGAGCUGGACCAGCCUCGCCAGAAGACACUCAAACGAGAACGCCCUACCUCACCCAGCACGGAAGAAGCCAUUCAGGGGAUGUUGUCCAUGGCGGGCCUGCUGUGCCCCUCCGAGCCGGAGAAGGCGGCCUCGCCCGGGGAGCCCUGGUGGGCGUCCGGCGCCCCUCGGGGUCCGUCGGCUCGCCAGCAGGGGGACUCCAGUCCCAUGGACAGCCAGGGGAACAGCAGCGAGGCCUGGGACAAUCGGGGCCUGCCCAGCCCGGAGCACAACUACCAGUACUGUGACCCCGACAUGUCGCCGCCUCUGCACCCCUCCAAGAGGCACGCCCCCAACCCCCCGCCCGUCAGCAAUCAAGCCACCAAAGGCAAACGUCCCAAAAAAGGCAUGGCCACCGCCAAGCAGAGACUGGGCAAGAUUUUAAAAAUCAACAGACACAGUCGCGUUUUUGUCUGA
This is a messenger RNA of Nerophis lumbriciformis (worm pipefish), 2418 nucleotides long. The record is from RefSeq and is a predicted model, not a curated record. Lineage: Eukaryota; Metazoa; Chordata; Actinopteri; Syngnathiformes; Syngnathidae.